AUGGCGAUAAGCGCGUGGCAGGCUCUGUCUCCACUGCAGUGGGCUCGCUGGGGCUGGGAUUCGCUGGUCGGAGGAGCAGGAGGAGGAGGUGGGGAGGAGGCAGACCCUACCAUGGGGCUCCUCCAGCGCCUCGCCUGGGGCUCUCGGCAGGAGUGCAUGAUCCAGGCUGGGACGGGUCCGGCCAGGCAGAGGAGCUCAGACUCUGACGGAGCGUUUGAGACUCCUGAAUCCACCACCCCAGUCAAGGCUGUCGCCCCCCCGCUGCCCCCCCCAGAGGAGUCUGAGCUCAGUCCGAAGGCUCCGCCGCCAGAGGACGCAGAAUUGGGUUCUGACCCUGCCUCUGCUGCAGACCUCUCGUCCACGGUUCUCCACCCCCCCAGUCGCUCAAACUCCACCGUCUUUGAUGAAGACAAGCCCAUCGCCAGCAGCGGCACCUAUAACCUCGACUACCUGAUCGAAGCGGACCCUUUCGCCGACUCGCCUUCGUCCGGGCAACAGGGCCGCACGACCCUGACCCGCUCCCUCAGCCUCCAGGCCGGGGAGCUGAACGGAUCGACGCCGGGGGACAGAACCUCCGCGGCGGGCGGUUCGGAGAAAUCCGUCCACCCAAGGGCUGAGUCUUUCAGCGUAGGGACAGAGAGCGCUCCGGGAACCCUCCGCAGACCGAAAAAGCCCCGGCCCGGAUCCCUGAAGAAGAAGCCCCUGUCCAGACAGAACUCCAACCCCGAGAGCCCUUCCCCCAGGGCCACCUCCUCCAGCAGCACCCCGGAGGUGAAGAAGAGAAGCAAGUCCCGUGCCGAAAGCCCUCUCGAGGCGCAGGAGGGGCAGGAAAGUCCGGCUGCCUCCCCAAGCCCGGGGGGCACGCUUAGGAGAACCAGAGGGAAGCCGCGGGUGGAGAGCCCUCCUCCGGUCGUAGAGGAGAUCGCCGUUGUUCCUGAGCCAGCGUCUGCUCCGCUCAAAGAGGAGACGACAGCUCCUCCUCCAGACGACGCCUCUACAGUUCCUGACGAGGACUCCCCCAUUCCCCCUCCUGCCUCCUACAAAUGGGACCCGGACAACUUUGAAAACAUCGACCCCUUCCGCACAGGUGGGAGUAAGGUGCCAAAUUCCCCUGUCCUGGGAAGGAAAGCAGCGGAAUUUACUCCAUUCCCUGAACCCCCGAAAAGCCCCCCGCUUCCCGAACCCCCCAAAAGCCCCCCAGUCCCUGCUGCACAGCCACCUCCCCCUGCUUCACCUCCCCCCGCUUCACCUCCCCCCAGCCUCGAGGAGCAACCCGUCAACAAACGUCAGCCAAUCAGGCUUGAGUUUGACUACUCUGAGGAGGGUGGGGAGACUGCACGCGACGCCACUCCACCUCCCAAAAAACUGGGCAAGAAACCGGGGGCCAAGAUGCCCCUCAGGAGGCCAAAGCUGGGGCUUAAAAAAGCCCCCCCACCGCAGACGGAACAAAUAGACAACGCUCCCGCGCCCAUUUCAAACAACAACGAGGAUAUCCCCAUUCCGAAGGUGUCUUAUAACUUUGACCCCAAUAAAUGGGAUGAUCCGAAUUUUAACCCUUUCUCAUCGGGUAGUGCUAUCCCCAACUCACCCAAAUUGUCUCGGGGAAGUUAUGACUUCGAUCCGGACAAGUUUGACGAUGCCGUCGACCCCUUCAAGUCGUCCAAUAAAAUGGGCAGCUCUCCCCCUAAAGCUUCCUCUUCUGAGGUGUCGACAAACGACAACGAAAAUGACAACGAUGGCGAGGGUGAGGAUCUCAACCAAAACAAGCCGGCCAAAAAUAAGAAGAAGCCAGUUAAAUCUAACACAUUCAGAGUGAAGAGGUCUCCAAAACGCUCCUCUGUGGCAGAAGUGUCAUCCCAGGCACCCACCUCCGCCCAGGACCCAGCCGACGCCCCCGCCGCCUCCAAACAGGACCACGCCACCGACGAGGAGAAGCUGGCCUCCUCCACCAAUCAGAAAUGGGCAGCUCGACACGACGUGGAGGCGGAGCUGACCUCUGACACUCAGGAUUUCCCCCAGCCGUCCGACCUCACGGCCUUCGUCAACGAGACCAGCCUGCCAGAGCAGGCCCACGACUAUGAGAUUGAGUACAUGGAGAAGAUCGGCCCCUCCUCACCCCCUCUCUCAGUGAAGAAGCCGUCUCUCUAUCUGAAUUUGGACGCUGUGACGGACAGUCCCAAAAAGUCCUCAGACAUUGACUCUCCAUGCACAGGGAGUUUUGAGGAGAUGGAGGCCCAGAUCGCUGGAGGGAAGUCUCCAGUGUUACCUUCCAGUGGGGCACCAGAGGGGGUGGCGUCGGAGAAGAGCAGGAAGAGAGAGAGCGGCUCCGUGAGCCGCGCCCAGAGCAGUGAACGAGACGGGGCGCCCCCCACCCUGGCCCCGGUGGACCCCCCCGAGACCCCCAUCUUAGACAGGCUGUCGGAACCGGCGGCUCCGCUCAGCUACCUGGAGCCCGACCUGGCUGAGACCAACCCCACUGCCUUCGCUCACAAGCUGCAGGAGGAGCUGGUGCUAGCCGCCCUCAGGAUAGAGGCUCUGCAGGUAGCCCAAAACAUCUCUCAGAGCCCCACUCUGUCCUCUGAGCCCCCCCAGAGGGAGGUGGCAUCGCCGACAGACAGCGGAGUCUCUAAGAGCUCCCUCUACUCCAGGGCGGGGUACAGCGAAGGAGAGACGCCCUACCUGCCCCGCGACCUGGACCACUCAUUGGGCAUCGCAAGAGAAGAGAUCGUUGCCAAGGAAAAGGAGGUUGCCGAUUGGCAAAAGAAAUACGAGGAGAGCCGCCAGGAAGUGGCGGAAAUGAGGAGGAUAGUGGCGGAGUACGAGAAAACCAUCGCGCAAAUGAUCGAGGACGAGCAGAAGGAGAAGUCUCUGUCACAUCACACCAUUCAGCAGCUCAUCGUGGAGAAGGACCAGGCACUGGCCGACCUAAACUCAGUGGAGAAAUCUCUGGCCGACCUCUUCCGCCGCUACGAGAAGAUGAAAGACGUGCUGGAAGGCUUCCGUAAGAAUGAGGAAGUUCUAAAGAAGUGUGCGCAGGAGUAUCUAAACCGAGUUCGCCGUGAGGAGCAGCGCUACCAGGCCCUGAAGAUCCAUGCCGAGGAGAAACUGGAUAAAGCGAACGCGGAGAUCGCCCAGGUGCGUGUGAAGGCGAAGCAGGAGCAGGCGGUAUACCAGGCCAGUCUGAGGAAGGAGCAGAUGAAAGUGGACUCACUUGAACGCACGCUGGAGCAGAAGAACAGAGAAAUUGAGGAGCUAACAAAGAUCUGCGAUGAGUUGAUUGCCAAGAUGGGGAAGAGUUAACCAUCA
Messenger RNA from Chanos chanos (milkfish), 3306 nucleotides. RefSeq names its product transforming, acidic coiled-coil containing protein 2 (gene tacc2). Gene Ontology annotation, cellular component: cytoplasm. NCBI's taxonomy places the organism in Eukaryota, Metazoa, Chordata, Actinopteri, Gonorynchiformes, Chanidae. Gene Ontology annotation, biological process: mitotic spindle organization; nuclear migration; cerebral cortex development. The coding region runs from base 1 to 3300 and encodes 1099 amino acids. The record is from RefSeq and is a predicted model, not a curated record. The transcript has 17 exons.